GCCCAGUGCCCAAGUCGCCCCGGGGUGGCAGUUCCCGUUAACCUUAACCACAAAGUCAAGACGGCAGAGCAGGUGCCCCGGAGGCCUCUGCGGAUGGAGGGUGGCCUGGCUGGUGCGAGCACAGGAGAUGGGCCGGUGAUGAAGAUCAAGCAAGAGAAGCCCGAGUGGCUGCUGCAGACGCUGAUGCCGCAGGCCGUGCUCUCCGAGAAGGAUAAGGAAAACAUUUUCCAGCAGCAUCGGGGCCUCCCGCCGUGCCAGACCGUGGGGAAGCCUCGGGCCCUGGGGGGACAGGAGGAGCCUGGGGGUCCAAGAUGGGCCCCUCCCCCUGAGCAGGCCGGGGGGCUGGCGGGCCGGGCUCUCUCUGCCGGCGAGGGUCACUUCGUGUGCCUGGACUGCGGGAAGAGGUUCAGCUGGUGGUCGUCCCUGAAGAUCCACCAGCGCACCCACACCGGGGAGAAGCCGUACCUGUGCGGCAAGUGCGGCAAGAGCUUCAGCCAGAAGCCCAACCUGGCGCGCCACCAGCGCCACCACACGGGCGAGCGGCCCUUCUGCUGCCCCGAGUGCGCGAGGCGCUUUAGCCAGAAGCAGCACCUGCUCAAGCACCAGAAGACCCACGCGCGGCCCGCCACCCACUCGUGCCCCGAGUGCGCGCGCUGCUUCCGCCACCAGGUGGGCCUCCGCAUCCACCAGCGCGCGCACGCCCGGGACCGCCCGGGCGCCCGCGCGGGGCUGCAGGAGUUGCUGCGGGACGCCGCCGCCGCCGCCGCCCGCAGGGACUGUCGCCUGCGGGCCGGGCCGCCGCGGGGCCGCCCCGAGUGGGCCUGGCUGGGGCUCUGCCAGGGCUGGUGGCGCCAGGCGGGGGCCCGGGCCGCAGUCGCCGCCGCGGGGCCGGCCGAGCAGCGCCAGUUCAUCUGCAACGAGUGCGGCAAGAGCUUCACGUGGUGGUCGUCCCUGAACAUCCACCAGCGCAUCCACACGGGCGAGCGGCCCUACCCGUGCCCCGAGUGCGGCCGCCGCUUCAGCCAGAAGCCCAACCUGACGCGGCACCUGCGCAACCACACCGGCGAGCGGCCGCACCCCUGCCUGCACUGCGGCCGCAGCUUCCGCCAGAAGCAGCACCUGCUCAAGCACCAGCGCACGCACCUGCCCGGCGCCCAGGCGGCGCGCUGCCCCAGCUGCGGCCAGAGCUGCCCCAGCCGCGCGGCCCUGCGCGCCCACCAGCGCGCGCACGCCGCCCCCGCCGCCGCGCCGUCGCGCCCCGGGCCCGCAGUGCGCAGCGAGCCGCAGGCCGAGGCGCCCCCGGGGCUGACGGCGCCGCCGCGCGGCCCCCAGGCGGCCCGGGGCCCGGGCGGCGCGCCGUGGGGCCGGGCGCGGGCGGGCCUGGCCGGGCCGGGCGAGCCCCGCCAGUUCAUCUGCAACGAGUGCGGCAAGAGCUUCUCGUGGUGGUCGGCGCUCACCAUCCACCAGCGCAUCCACACGGGCGAGCGGCCCUACCCGUGCCCGGAGUGCGGCCGCCGCUUCAGCCAGAAGCCCAACCUGACGCGGCACCGGCGCAACCACACGGGCGAGCGGCCCUACCUGUGCGCCGCGUGCGGCCGCGGCUUCAGCCAGAAGCAGCACCUGCUCAAGCACCAGCGCGUGCACCGGGGGGCCCUGGCGCCCACCCCCAGCGCCGAGGACCAGGCGCUUUAGUGCGCCUCGGACCCAAGCGGACUCGCGGGGGCGGGAGGGGACGUCUGUGGGGGUGCGCGUGGCCAGGAACGGUGGCUCCUAUGACCCCGGGGGGUAAACCCCCGUCAAAAGGCGAUUUCCUCCAGGCUCCGAAGGCUAGAGAACAGAAUUCCGGUAGCAUCCCAAAGGGGACAGGUAGAGGUCCCAGUGUGGGCUCAGGGAGGACGUAAGACGAAGCAUUCCUCACUCAGGAGCCCGGAUGUGUCCGUCUGUCCCUCGGAGGUGGGAGGGAGGUGGGGGAUGGCCCAGGGCUGGACUGAUUGUCCCAUGCAGGCUGCCGGACGGCCAGAGGCCAGUCUAGUGCGGGCAGUUUUAACAGACGCGCUGGUAUAGCAAGGACAGAAGCCAAGCAGUCGCGGCUGAGGAGGGUCAAGCACAGUCCCAAUGUCAAGGGCAGUGCCUGGCACUUAAUGGCCAUUCAGUGCAUAUGUUUGGAAGGACUGAAUGGCUCUGCGGUCCUUCUCAACCCUGAGUGCCCCAAAGCCCAGGGUGCUGCCACAGUGGGCUGGACGUUGGGACUGGUAUGGGUGUGGUGGCCGGACUGGCACGAGAGGGGUGGGUGGCAGCUGAGGUUCAGUAGCUUGGGGAGGGGCCCACAGCAGGAAAAGAAGCCCUCGUGUGGCGCUCCCAGUGGCCGUCACUGACUUGGAUCCUUCUCAAUGUCAGUGUUGCAGAAGAGAAAAAAAAAAUGAAGGAUGGACUGUC
Messenger RNA from Lynx canadensis (Canada lynx), 2436 nucleotides. It is a transcript of the gene ZNF775, whose product is annotated as zinc finger protein 775. The record is from RefSeq and is a predicted model, not a curated record. Lineage: Eukaryota; Metazoa; Chordata; Mammalia; Carnivora; Felidae. Bases 94 to 1692 code for a protein of 532 amino acids. The transcript is spliced from 3 exons.